UCUUAUUGGACAUAACUUCCUUCUUUUCUUUUCUUUUCUUUUCUUCUUUUGGGUUUUGAAAUUUUCACUCCCAAAUUAUCCAAAGUUUUCGUCGGAACAGAGACUUGGAAUUAUCUCGCAGGCAGUAGACUCCUUCUUUCUCCUCAGUGGGUAGAGAGAGAGAGCGAGAGAGCUUUACUCUCUUUUUUCUUUUCCUUUCCCCCCAACCCCUAACCCCCUUCUUCACCUUUUUAUGUGUUUAUAGAGAUGCUUUGUUGUUCUGUUCAACUAUGGAAAUAAGAAUCAAGUUCCAGACUCCAACUUAGAUAACGACCUCUCCACCCCCAUUCAUUUUUCUUAUUUUUCCUCUCUAAUUUUGGCGUCAACUAUAAGUUAUUUUGUUUCUUUUUUCCUUCUUUCUUUCUUUCUUUCUUUCUUUCUUUCUUUCUUUCUUUUUUCUAGGGUUUCUUUGGAGGCUUUGAAAUCAAGCAAAGCUGCGUCCAUACUUUCAAACUACUGAUUCCCAACAAAGUUUUAACCCUUAAACACACUCCCCGGAUACUGGACCUAUAUUCUCUCGAUUGCCCACUUAAUUUAGUUUUUAUUCCGAACCCAUCGCCCGCCCGGGACCUUAAACACUCCUUUUUCUUUUCGUUUAUGGCAAGCUUGAAUCUACUACCAUUUUGCUGCUCCGGAUGCCUUCAUAAUUCAUAUACGUAACCCACUGCCCAUGCUGUUUUCAACUGAUUGCAAAUCAGGAAACUCUGAUUGAUUCAACCAUCUUAUCUCUGGGUUUACUCUGUACACACUGUAUCAGUAUGAGGAAUUCGGGAUUAAUUUGAGGCUGCAGUAUGAGUUGUAACGAGAAAAAUAGAGGGGUAAAUGAUAGGGAAACUGAGCUCCCAGUUUUGACCAAGCCACAUCGGAAACCAGUCAUCGAGAAUGGAUCCAUAACGGCCCAACACUUGACCAUCGAUGAUAAUCUUCUUGUUGACCCAAAAUUGCUAUUUAUUGGAUCGAAGAUUGGCGAGGGCGCUCACGGAAAGGUUUAUGAAGGCAGGUACCGGGACCAAAUUGUGGCCAUUAAAGUUCUCCAUCGAGGGAGUACUCCAGAAGAAAGAGCAGCACUUGAAAGUCGUUUUGCUCGUGAAGUAAAUAUGAUGUCCCGAGUAAAACAUGAAAAUCUUGUCAAGUUCAUUGGAGCUUGUAAAGAACCUCUAAUGGUGAUAGUCACAGAGCUAUUACCAGGGAUGUCACUCAGGAAGUAUCUGAUGAAUAAUCGUAAGCAACAGCUGGACCCUCGGAUGGCCAUUAACUUUGCUUUGGAUGUUGCUCGUGCUAUGGAUUGUCUACAUGCAAAUGGGAUUAUACAUAGAGAUCUGAAACCUGAUAAUUUGUUGCUUACUGCAAAUCAAAGGUCUGUGAAGCUUGCAGACUUUGGACUUGCUAGAGAAGAAUCUGUGACUGAGAUGAUGACUGCAGAAACAGGGACUUACCGUUGGAUGGCUCCUGAGUUGUAUAGCACUGUGACAUUGCGCCAGGGAGAGAAAAAGCAUUACAACAACAAAGUUGACGUAUACAGCUUUGGAAUUGUCUUAUGGGAGCUCUUGACCAACCGAAUGCCAUUUGAAGGGAUGUCCAAUUUGCAAGCUGCGUAUGCGGCUGCUUUCAAGCAAGAGAGACCCAGUAUUCCAGGCGACAUACCUCCCGAGCUAGCAUUUAUAGUACAGUCGUGUUGGGUUGAAGAUCCUAACAUGAGGCCCAGCUUCAGCCAGAUCAUUCGCAUGCUUAAUGCUUAUCUAUUUACUCUCCCGCCUCCUUCACUGUCUUCACCGUCUUCACCAAAAUCUGACACAACAGAGACAGCAACAACUAGCAAUGGUGCUAUUACUGAGUUCACUUCUCGUGCAAGAGGAAAGUUUGGAUUCCUUCGCCAACUAUUUGCUGCUAAGAGGGCUAAGAACUCGCAAUAAGGGGUAUAAUUUUUGAAUAGCUUGUUCUCUUUUCCACAUGGAAGAGAAGCCAUGCCUGUGGUAGUGUAUAAAUAUAUAUUUUGACCUACCCGGAUUGUAGGACUUAGAAGAGGGUGAUAAGAAUUAGGAUGAAGGCUGUGCUGUGGAAAAGAGAUGAUGUCAACGGGGGACCCGUUGACCAAAUAAUAAACGAGAAAGAGAACUUCCAGAA
Messenger RNA from Cucumis melo (muskmelon), 2163 nucleotides. RefSeq names its product serine/threonine-protein kinase STY13. Bases 831 to 1952 code for a protein of 373 amino acids. NCBI's taxonomy places the organism in Eukaryota, Viridiplantae, Streptophyta, Magnoliopsida, Cucurbitales, Cucurbitaceae. The record is from RefSeq and is a predicted model, not a curated record. Gene Ontology annotation, molecular function: ATP binding; protein kinase activity. Gene Ontology annotation, biological process: protein phosphorylation. The transcript is spliced from 6 exons.